AUGGAGAUGAUCACUAGUAAUAUUAACAACACAAUAUAUUUCCUUCUCUUCUCCUUCUUCAUUUUGGCACUAAUCAAACUAGCCCGCACCAAACCCAAGGUUUCCCCCGGGCUUCUGCCACCUUCCCCUCCGGGCCUGCCCCUGAUCGGCCACCUCCACCACCUGAUCGGCCGCGGGUUGCCCCACCACGCCCUCCGCAGCCUAUCCCAGCGGUACGAGACCCGCGUCCUGGGCCUCCAGAUAGGUGAGGUCACGGCCGUGGUCAUCUCCUCCCCCGGGGCCGCCCGGGAGGCCCUCAGGGAUCACGACCCGGCCUGUGCCGACCGGCCCCAAACCGUCUCCGGCGGUAUCCUGUGGUACGACUAUGCCGACAUUGCCUUCUCACCCUUCGGCGAGUACUGGCAGCAGAUGCGCAAGAUCUGUGCUGUCGAGCUCCUGAGCAUGAAGAACGUGAGAUCCCUGUGGCCCGUCCGGAUAGACGAGGCCGGUCGUCUCUUGAGGUCAAUCACAUCUGGGGAGGCCGUCAAUCUAACGGACAGGAUCUUCUCGUUCACGACUUCGUUCAUGUGCAGGGCAAUUUUCGGGAAGGCGGUGACGGACCGUGCGGCAUUGUUGGCGAUGAUACAGGAGGCACUGACUUUGGUGCAGGGGUUCGAGCUGGCAGAUUUAUUCCCGUCGUUUAAGUUUCUUCACGCCUUGAGCUUGAAGAGGCGUAGGUUGGUGAGGAUGAGGCGUCGGCUGGACGGGAUUCUAGACGGGAUUCUGGAGGAGCAUAGGUGCAAAGGGCGGAGAGGCGAGUUCGGUAGAGAGGAUAUUGUGGAUGUUUUCAUCAGGAUGCAGAAGAAUGGGGAGCUUCAGUUUCCCAUUACUGAUGACAACAUCAAGGCCGUCAUUUUUGAUAUGUUCAGUGGUGGAUCUGAAAGUUCAUCCACCACCGUCAAUUGGGCCAUGGUGGAGCUAAUGCGAAAUCCGGGAGUGAUGGAGAAAGCACAGGCCGAAAUACGGGGUUCUCUAAAAGGGAAGACGAGUACUAUUGACGAGAGCGAUCUCCAAGGGCUAACCUACCUCAAACUGGUGAUCAAAGAGACACUGAGAUUGCACCCUCCGGCCCCACUCAUCCCCAGAGCAUGCAGAUAUGAAUGUGAGGUCGAUGGCUAUUUGAUUCGUCCCAAAACUAAAGUGUUGGUGAAUGUAUGGUCUAUCGGAAGGGACCCCGAGUACUGGGAGGAUCCCGAGACCUUUCAGCCAGAAAGGUUUGCUAACAGCUCAGUCGAUUUCUUAGGGAACAAUUUUGAGUUCAUACCGUUUGGAUCGGGCCGAAGGAUCUGCCCGGGCAUAAGUUUCGGAUUGGCAAACAUUGAGCUUCCGUUGGCCCUCCUUUUGUAUCAAUUCGAUUGGAGAAUGCCUGAUGGGAUGGAUCCUAUGGAUAUGAACAUGAGUGAAAAGGAAGGAUUAUCCGCAGCGCGGAAAAAAGAUCUCUUCUUGGUGCCCAUAGCCUGUGACCAUUCAACUGCAAACUUGUAA
Striga hermonthica is the source of this 1524-nucleotide messenger RNA. Lineage: Eukaryota; Viridiplantae; Streptophyta; Magnoliopsida; Lamiales; Orobanchaceae. The record is from the annotation of a GenBank genome assembly.